Messenger RNA from Suillus bovinus, 1668 nucleotides. Its product is annotated as laccase. The record is from RefSeq and is a predicted model, not a curated record. Bases 1 to 1668 code for a protein of 555 amino acids. The transcript has 11 exons. NCBI's taxonomy places the organism in Eukaryota, Fungi, Basidiomycota, Agaricomycetes, Boletales, Suillaceae. Gene Ontology annotation, molecular function: oxidoreductase activity; copper ion binding.
AUGUUUAUUCUUUUUGUAAUCGUUUCUCUCAUCUCAUCAAUUAAUGCUACAUCCAUAAUAUCUCGCUCACAGUCCUACCCACUAUCUCAGCCCGCUGUACAUGGUCCUAAAACUCGAUUAACCAUAGGUAAUAGAUUCAUCGCUCCCGAUGGCUACAACCGCUCAGCAACUGUUGUUGAUGGCACAUUUCCUGGACCUUUGAUUACAGCCCAGAAGGGAGAUCAUUUUGACAUCGAAGUUGUCAACAAGCUGAAGGAUGACUCGAUGUUUGUGCUUACCAGUGUCAUAAGUAGUCACUGGCAUGGUAUCUCCCAGAAUAAGACGAAUUACGCGGAUGGCACGUCCUUCGUCACACAAUGCCCCAUUACGCCGAACCACUCUUUUUUAUAUCCUUUCUCCGCCCCGAAUCAGGCGGGCACUUACUGGUAUCACAGUCAUUAUUCUGUCCAAUAUUGUGAUGGUCUCAGGGGACCCCUGGUAAUCUAUGAUCCUCAAGACCCUUUGGCAUACAUGUACGAUGUCGACGAUGCAAGUACUGUGAUCACGCUUGCCGACUGGUAUCAUACUGUAGCUCCAGACUUACUUGACACUAUACCUGUUGCCCAGUCUAUGCUUAUCAACGGACACGGUCGCUAUGCUGGUGGACCCCAGUCUGAGCUUGCUGUGAUCAACGUCAUGCCGGGGAAGCGAUAUCGCCUGCGCUUGGUUCAAAUGUCAUGCGACUCCAACGUCCUGUUCUCCAUUGAUGGCCAUAAUUUAACUGUCGUCGAAGCGGAUGGACAACUGACAGUACCUCUGGUGGUAGAUCAGCUCCAGAUUUUUGCAGCUCAGCGCUACUCUGUGAUUCUAGUAACCGAUCAGCCAGUAGAUAACUACUGGGUACGCAGUCUUCCAGAUACGGCAAAUGCGACCUACGAUGGGGGAAUGAACUCUGCUAUCCUACGUUACCAAGGCGCCCCAGAGGCUGACCCGACUACACCUACGAACCCAUUGCAAGAGACAAACUUGCACGCUCUAAUCAACCCCGGUGCUCCUGGCAUUUCAGAGUAUGGUAAGGCAGAUAUCAACAUCGCCCUCGAUGUUUCCGUCACUGGCCUACAAUUCUUUGUCAAUAAUGUCACAUUCCAAUUCCCCACCGUUCCUGUUCUACUCCAAAUCCUUAGUGGAGCUCGAGACGCUUCUCAGCUCCUCCCACCCGGGAGUGUGUACGUUCUCGAGGCCAACAAAGUGAUAGAGUUGACGGUGGCAAUAACUGGUCCAGGCGGACCUUUGCGUCUUUUCCAUUCAUCCAAUAUCUUAUGUCACUCAUAUAUAUUGUACCAGCAUCCCAUACACCUUCACGGGCAUACAUUCGAUGUUGUACAGAGCGCGGGAAGCAGUACCUUCAAUUAUCAGAACCCCGUUCGCCGCGAUGUAGUCAGUGCUGGGAGCGCUGGGCAACAAAUGGUGAUACGAUGGGUCACCGACAAUUCUGGUCCCUGGUUCUUGCAUUGUCAUAUUGACUGGCAUCUUGCAGAUGGUUUUUCCGUGGUGAUGGCGGAAAGUCCCUCGGAUACCGACGCACAUGUGAGCCCCGUGCCGUAUGAAUGGGAUCGUUUAUGUCCAAUCUAUGACAAUUACCAGGGAUUGCCUCCUACGUUACCUGAGGGAGGUUUAGAUCUUAAUUGA